Prorocentrum cordatum is the source of this 987-nucleotide messenger RNA. The record is from the annotation of a GenBank genome assembly. Lineage: Eukaryota; Dinophyceae; Prorocentrales; Prorocentraceae.
AUGACAACGCAGGGUAGCACAGCGCUGCCAGUUUUCAACGACGCGUUUCGGCCAUGCGCGACAAGUUCGGGCGCGCUCAUUGAUUCGAUUUGUUCACUUGGAAAACGCAGGCAAUGGCAGCAGGCGGUGUCGCUUCUCCGCGAAAAUCUUGAAACGAAGGUGGCGGGCGUCGUCCUGUACAACGCUGGGAUCAGCGCUUGCGGCAAAGGCAAGCAGUGGCAGCUGGCCCUGCUGCUGCUGAAGGAGAUGCGGGGUACGAAGCUGAGGCCCAGCUCCUACUUCAGUUACAGUGCCGGUAUCAGCGCGUGUGAGAAAGGCAAGCAGUGGCAGCGGGCCUUCUUGCUGCUCAGCGAGAUGAGGGAGACGAAGCUGGAGCCCGACGUCAUCAUCAUCUACAGCGCUAGUAUCAGCGCGUGCGAAAAAGACGGGCAAUGGCAGCAGGCCUUGUCGCUGCUCAGCGAGAUGGGGGACAUGACAUUGAAGCCCAAUGUCAUCAGCUGCAGUGCUGUGAUCAGCGCGUGUGAGAAAGAUGGGCAGUGGCAGCAUGCCCUGUUGCUGCUCAGGGAGAUGUGGGAGGCGAGACUGGAGCCCAACGUCAUCAGCUACAGUGCUGCGAUCAGCGCAUGUGGAAUAGGCUGCCAAUGGCACCAAGCCUUAGCGCUGCUCAGUGAGAUGUGGGAGGCGAAAUUGGAGCUCGACGUGAUUUUCACCUACAGUAGCGGGAUUAGCGCGUGCGAGAAAAGCGGGCAGUGGCAGCGGGCUUUGUCGCUGCUCCGUGAGAUGCGGGAGGUGACGUUGGAUCCUGAUGUCGUCAACUAUAGUGGUGGGAUUAGCGCAUGCGAGAAAGGCGAGCAAUGGCAGCGGGCUCUGGCGCUAAUCAGUGAGAUGCGGGAGACGAAGUUGGAUCCCAACGUCAUUCUACAACGCUGGGAUCAGCGCGUGCGAGAAAGCCAAGCAGUGGCAGCAGGCUUUAUCACUGCUCAGUGA